Molecule: messenger RNA, 621 nt
Organism: Trichoderma aggressivum f. europaeum
Lineage: Eukaryota; Fungi; Ascomycota; Sordariomycetes; Hypocreales; Hypocreaceae
Exons: 1
Coding region: 1-621 (206 amino acids)
Source: RefSeq, a predicted model, not a curated record
AUGCUCGUCAAGUCCGUCCUCGCCACUCUCUCGGCUGCCACCGCCGUCUUUGCUGCCACUCCCCUCGAGAGCGGCAACUGGGUUCCCACCAGCCCUGGCUACUCGACCCAGACCUGUGCCGGCGGCAGCGCCAGCGGCAGCACCUUUUCCAUCCCCUCGAACCCCAACGGAAGCACCAGUGGCUCCGGCUGCUCCAACGGCCACCUCCGCGCCGAGCGUCGCUACAACGACGACUACACCACCGGCGUCCACCAGUUCGCCGGCACCUUCAAGAUCAACUCCCUGGGCGGCAGCCGUAUCGCCAUCAAGCAGACCUUCAACGGAAACACCGGCCCCUACUUCAUCCUGGCUGUCGACAACGGCGGCCGCCUGUACAGCGUCGAGGGCGGUGCUACUCUGGCUACCGGCGUUGCCAACGUCGGCAAGAGCGUCACCAUCAACACUGUCCACAACGCCGACAUCCACAGCUACCGCGUCUAUGUCAACGGCGCCUUGGCUUUCCGUGACGACAAUGCUCCUGGCGGAAGCUUCUAUGACAAGUUUGGUGCUUACACCACUGACAGCGGUGUUGGCCCCAUGAGCAUCACUUGGUCUGAUGUUGCUUUCUGGACCCGCCAGUAA